CCGAGUGCGCGUCACCAGCCAGAUCACCAUUCCUUCGACCUUUUCUUGUGCCAGACUCCAAGGGUUGCCCAUCAAACUAUUUCUACUAACCAUAACCAUCGAUGUCGCUCUUAGUGGACAAGUACCGGCCAAAGAAGCUCGAGGAGUUGGAUUAUCAUCAAGGACUAUCCGAUCGGAUUCGUGCGCUGGCCCGGACGGCGGACUUCCCUCAUUGUCUGUUUUACGGGCCAAGUGGGGCUGGGAAAAAGACUAGGAUUGCUGCUACACUAACUGAGCUUUUUGGACCUGGGGCGCAGAAAUUAAGGAUAGAUCAAAAAGUGUUUGUGACCCCAUCACGGCGUCGAUUAGACGUCCAAGUGGUACAGUCGAACUACCAUCUUGAACUGACACCAUCAGAUGUCGGGCAAUGGGACCGGAGCGUCGUCCAGGACGUUUUGAAGGAGGUCGGACAAAGCGCCCAACUCGAUAGUGGGGCAACUCAGCGAUUUAAAGUGGUCGUCAUCCAUGGGGCCGAUGAACUAACAAACGACGCACAGGCUGCUCUGCGGCGGACAAUGGAGCGACACACCUCGACCAUGCGCCUGAUCCUCUGCGCAACUUCCACGGCUAAAAUAAUUGGUCCGAUUCGAAGUCGUUGUCUAUUACUACGAGUCGGAGCGCCCAAUCCAGAGCAAAUUGCUCAGGUGUUGAACAAUGUGUCUAAUAAAGCUUCGUUUUCGACUAGCCUGCCGGAUGAGACUGCAAUGGCCAUUGCCUUAUCUUCUAAUGGUAACCUGAGGAGGGCACUUCUUACAUUGGAUGCUGUUCGUGCUCAAGAUGAGACGUUUUCUAAGAGUCGCACAUCGCCGGAUAGCAUCCCCCGACCUGAUUGGGAAGUUUACAUUGAUAAACUGGCCGGCGUCAUCGCGAAGGAGCAAUCACCGGAUAAACUGCUAGAAGCCCGGGCAAUGCUCUAUGAGCUUCUCGUUCACCUCAUUCCCCCUUCAGUCGUCAUCGUCCAGCUCGCCAAGGGUUUACUGACUCGAGUAGAUGACGCUCUCAGGCCCGAAAUUAUUCAUUGGGCCGCUUGGUACGAGCACCGACUCAGAUUAGGCAAUAAACCCAUCUUCCACCUUGAAGCAUUCGUGGCGAAGGUGAUGUCGCUUUACAAAAAUUACAGUAUCGGAUUGCACGAUUUCAUUUGAAAGCUUUCUAUCACAAUAUGUACGGGUAUAAAAGGGAUGCAAAGACUUGAUUUUCUUAUGCUUUGAAGUUUGAUUUCGGA
Puccinia graminis f. sp. tritici CRL 75-36-700-3 is the source of this 1264-nucleotide messenger RNA. RefSeq names its product replication factor C subunit 3/5. Gene Ontology annotation, molecular function: DNA binding; DNA clamp loader activity. Gene Ontology annotation, cellular component: Elg1 RFC-like complex; DNA replication factor C complex; Ctf18 RFC-like complex. The transcript is spliced from 6 exons. The record is from RefSeq and is a predicted model, not a curated record. The coding region runs from base 102 to 1184 and encodes 360 amino acids. Gene Ontology annotation, biological process: DNA repair; DNA-templated DNA replication. NCBI's taxonomy places the organism in Eukaryota, Fungi, Basidiomycota, Pucciniomycetes, Pucciniales, Pucciniaceae.